CGCUGCUUGUUGGCGGUAGGGUCUGCCUCCCGCUGCGAAGGGCAGCGCCCCGAGGGACCCUGAAGCUGGGGUGAUGGGGGACCUGCCUCUCCUCAGUGGGCGGUUGUGGCAGAGACGUGCACAGGGAAAAGCAGUUCUGUUCCUGGAGCUGAGCGAGCAGUGUGCAUGUCCAGAAGGGCACAUAGGAUGUGCCAGCUCUUCUGGAAAAAUCCAUUCGGCUCUGGGCAAGGGGAAGGUCCCUUGGAGCUGCAGCCCCUCUGCAGGAAUUGGUCCGUAGAAAGGCCAGUAGUGUCCCCUCCUUAGUUUUUAUCAGCAGCUUUUCUGGAAGUGGUACACAUUCCCCGUAGGGGUGCGGUAAAUUUGCGGCUCUGGCAUCCUGCUGGGUUGAAUUUCCUCUGUGCUGUGAUUUCCAGUAAUACCUAGGCCCCUUGUUGCUGGGUGAGAGCAGCACAGGAGGCGUCUUCUCCUGCAGUUGAGAGCACCGUGUCUAGUCAAACUGAGCUCCCAGGCUCUGCUCCUGCCUGCCUCCCCUCCUCGGCUGUCAGGUCUCAUGGCAUUAGGGGAAACAGAUGUGUUAAAAUGGGAAACCUGAAGACUGAUUCCAAGGAUGUACUGACCGCAGCAAGGACAAGGACUGUCCAAGUACUGUCACUCCUGCUCCUACAGACAAGGAUGCUGGGUGAAGAGGGUGUCACCUACUCAGUGCUCUCUGAGGAUGGAAAGAGAGCCCAGGAGGCUUGAAUCCUGACCUUUUCAUUGAACUAUUAGACUAUCUCCGUCCUUGCUGUUUGCCAAAGUAUGCAGUGUCUUUCCCCCAAAGUACACUUGAUUAAAAAGCUACCAGAACUCCUUUGAAGCCUGGGUAGGUUUCAGGGUGACUGCUAGCCCAGAGCAGAGAGAAGUCCAGCGUUACCUUCCCUUACCUUGCCUUAAGUCCCCUCUUGAUGAUUUCUUUGGUACUUUCUCUUUCAGAUGGCAGAACGGACUCUCCUCGUUCUUUUUGGCAGCCAGACUGGGACAGCUCAGGACACAGCUGAGAGAAUUGGCAGAGAAGCCAAACGACGCCACUUUCAGUGCAGAGUGGAGGCACUGGACAGCUAUGAUGUGGCGAACCUCAUCAAUGAGCUGUUGGUGGUAUUUGUGUGUGCAACCACGGGCCAGGGCGACCCACCUGACAACAUGAAGAUGUUCUGGCGGUUUCUGUUCCGGAAGAACCUGCCGCCCAGUUCCCUGUGCCAGAUGGACUAUGCUGUGCUGGGCCUCGGAGACUCCUCCUAUCCCAAGUUUAAUUUUGUUGCGAAGAAGCUGCACAAACGGGUGCUACAGCUUGGGGGCAGCCCUCUGUUGCCAGUGGCGUUGGGAGAUGACCAGCAUGACUUAGGGCCAGAUGCAGUGGUUGAUCCAUGGCUCCUGGACUUAUGGGACAAGAUCCUCACCUUGUAUCCUCUCCCUCCUGGCCUUGAGAUCAUCAGUCCAGAUGUGCGCCUGCCCCCAAAGUACACCCUGCACUACCUGGCUGAGGACUCCUCAUGCUUUGAUGAUGGCCUGCUCCAGCCAACAGCACCCAGGGCUGUUCCCUCUGAACUGCAUCCCUUUGCUGCUCGGAUGGUGGCCAAUCAGCGGGUCACAGCAGAAUCCCAUUUCCAGGAUGUCCGGCUCAUUGAAUUUGAUGUCACGGGCUCAGGGAUCACAUUCAGCGCAGGAGACGUGGUGAUGAUCCAGCCCCAGAACUCCCCCGAAGACGUGCAGCAGUUCUGCCAGCUUCUGCACCUGGAUCCAGACAGACACUUUGUGCUGAAGCCCUCAGAGCCCAGCACAGCCCUCCCUGACCUCUUGCCACAGCCCUGUACCAUCCGGCACCUGGUUACCCAUUAUCUUGACAUCUCCUGUGUGCCCCGGCGCUCCUUCUUCGAGCUCUUGUCCUACUUCUCUACAAAUGAACUGGAGCGGGAGAAGCUGCAGGAGUUCAGCUCUGCACAGGGCCAGGAAGAGCUGUACAGCUACUGUAAUCGACCUCGCAGGACCACUCUCGAGGCCCUUUGGGAUUUCCCUCACACCACAUGCGCCAUUCCACCCGAAUAUCUGCUGGACCUCAUUCCUCGCAUCAGACCCCGCGCCUUCUCCAUCGCCUCCUCCAUGCUGGCUCACCCCAACCGGAUCCAGAUCCUCAUGGCAGUAGUGCAGUACAAGACGCGGCUCAGCAAACCCCGCCGUGGUCUUUGCUCUACCUGGUUGGCUUCCCUCAACCCACAACAUGGAGAUGUCCGGGUGCCUCUUUGGGUGAAGAAAGGAGGAAUGAAGUUCCCGGUUGACCCUGACACCCCUGUGAUCAUGAUUGGCCCUGGCACAGGAGUGGCACCUUUCCGAGCAGCAAUACAGGAGCGUGUAGCACAGGGACGGAGAGGGAACUGCUUAUUCUUUGGCUGCCGACAGAAAUCCAAGGACUUCUACUGCCAGUUGGAGUGGGAAGAGCUGGUGACAAAGGGCUUCCUGACGCUUUUUACGGCCUUCUCCAGGGACCAGGAGGAGAAGGUGUAUGUUCAGCACCGCAUCCGAGAGAACCGAAAGCUGGUGUGGCAGCUGCUGAGCAGCAGGAACGCUCAUGUCUACCUGGCUGGGAAUGCCAAGCAGAUGCCAGCAGCAGUGGCCGAAGCCCUGCAGUCAGUGUUGCAGUCGGAAGGAGGCCUGUCAACCUCCGAAGCUGAGGAGUAUUUCACAGCCCUGGAACGAUCCCAGCGCUUCCAGUCUGAAACCUGGUCGUAAUCUUGGCUUUCAGCCUUCCCCCUUCCUCCCUGUAAGCUGCAUGGGAGAGCCUGUGCCUAAAUAAAGGAGCCA
Messenger RNA from Struthio camelus australis, 2835 nucleotides. Lineage: Eukaryota; Metazoa; Chordata; Aves; Struthioniformes; Struthionidae. The record is from RefSeq and is a predicted model, not a curated record.